Colletotrichum paranaense is the source of this 1983-nucleotide messenger RNA. Its product is annotated as LCCL domain-containing protein. The transcript has a single exon. The coding region runs from base 1 to 1983 and encodes 660 amino acids. Lineage: Eukaryota; Fungi; Ascomycota; Sordariomycetes; Glomerellales; Glomerellaceae. The record is from RefSeq and is a predicted model, not a curated record.
AUGGAUGACCGAAGACAUGAGCAGGAACCGCUCUUGAGCAUCAUGGAGCGACAGCAGGCCGACGAGCCUACGAACCGGGCAAAUACCACAGAACAUCCCGAUGCGCCGCUCGAGGAUGGCCCUCGCCGCGAGCUCGAAGUCGAUGACGACUCCGGCCCAUCGACACCCCGGUUCAUGCAGGACGAAGGACACUGGAAGCGCUGGAGAUGGGUGCCAUUCCCGGUGCGCCGCAUCGUGAAGGCUACCGCAAAAUGGUCCAAAGGUCCGCCAAACCCACACGAUUACGAGAUCAAGCCCAUCUUUCCUCAGGUUCAAGAGUUCCCUCUUGUGUUGGUUGAUCGAUACCUACGAAAAUUCAAGCACCGGGUCGGCAUCGUUUUUCUUUACUUCGCCAUUUGGAUCAUCACAUUUGCCUUGGUCAAGAGGAGCGAGACGUUCGCUACUGAGGUUGAAGGAUGGGGAGCCCCCUCGCAGAUUGGGUGUGGUGCGGCAUACUGGACGAGAGGAAAUAAUUGCGGCCUCAAUGGUGCGGACUGCCGCCCGUUCAAUGGCAGCGGCUUUGCCUUCAGGUGCUCAGCCAACUGCGCCGGCUACAUGGUCUUGAAUCCAAGAGCGGUCGGAGACCAGGAGAUUGUCUACCAGCCGCUUGUUAUCGGCGGACAAACCGACAACACGAGCUCGCCGAUUUACCGAGGUGACUCGUUCAUCUGCGCCGCUGCGAUCCAUGCCGGUGUGAUAUCUAACGAUAAUGGAGGUUGUGGUGUUGUCCGCCUCGUUGGGCGAAACGAGGACUACUUGAGCUCGGACAAGAAUGGGAUUGACAGCAUCAGCUUUGACUCCUACUUCCCACUCUCGUUCACGUUCGAGCCUGGCAUUCAAUGCCGCGCCAAAGACCUGAGAUGGAAUUUGUUGGCGGUCUCGGUUGUUUUCACGACGGUCCUUUCUCUUGUCACGUCAUCACCUUCCCUCUUCUUCUUCUCAAUCUUUACUGGCAUAUUUUGGCAUGUCGGGCUCGCCUCUGACCCCCCAAAUCACUACUCGGUUGCGGACCUAGUAUCGAAUAUCGUUGGCAAAUACCUCCCGGCGAUGUUCUGCGCCUGGGUUAUGUUUGACAAGAUGGGAAUUCGACGAACGCUCAAUGGGCUUACUGCUCAGGUGGAGAAGACGAUCUUGUGGCUCGGUGGUUGCUGGGUUGGUGCGCUUACCAACUAUACCUUUAGCUUCAUUCCCAUUCAGCGUCUGAAUGCGCAUGAUCUGAACCAACAGCCGGGAGCAAAGGCAGCGUUGGCCAUCAUCAUCAUCGUCUUGGUGGUAAUCACCGCCAAGCAAAUCUGGUAUUUUAGACAGGAGGGUCGUCUCCUGAAAUACCUCAAGCUGUACCUCCUAUUCGUGGCGGGUAUCAUUGUAUGCCUUGUCCUGCCAGACCUGAGCCUGCGCAUUCACCACUACAUCCUGGCGUUACUCUUGCUCCCGGGCACGAGUAUGCAGACCAGACCUUCACUGCUCUAUCAGGGCAUUUUAGUCGGUCUCUUCAUCAACGGCAUCGCCCGCUGGGGCUUCGACGCUGUUCUCCAGACACCUGCGGCCCUCCAAGGCGACGCUCAGCACGGGUCGGUCUUGCCCAGCAUUCUCCCACCCGUCAUCGACCUAGGUCAAGCUAUGUGGAGCAUCAACUUCACUUGGGCUACUCCUCCCGAUGGAGCGCGCUACGACGGCAUCAGCGUUCUUGUCAACGAUGUAGAGCGCUUCCGUACCUACUUUGACGAUGGACCCGUACCUCCAACGAGUUUCCUCUGGAGCCGCCAGAGCGAUCUCGGCAUGAACGAAUACUUCCGUUUUGGAUUCAUGGAAGGCAGCGAGAGCUAUGACUUUACGAAAGCUGGCAUUUGGAAUGCGGAAGGCAAAUGGAUAGACAUGCAGCCGGGCCCUUCGAUGAUUAGGGGUCGGUCACUGGUAGAUGAUGACGAGAGCGUGCCACGGUGA